Messenger RNA from Puccinia triticina, 1572 nucleotides. RefSeq lists its product as uncharacterized. The transcript has 4 exons. Gene Ontology annotation, biological process: regulation of transcription by RNA polymerase II. NCBI's taxonomy places the organism in Eukaryota, Fungi, Basidiomycota, Pucciniomycetes, Pucciniales, Pucciniaceae. Bases 1 to 1572 code for a protein of 523 amino acids. The record is from RefSeq and is a predicted model, not a curated record. Gene Ontology annotation, molecular function: DNA-binding transcription factor activity, RNA polymerase II-specific; RNA polymerase II cis-regulatory region sequence-specific DNA binding.
AUGGCCAAGUUAAACGACCUGCCAGCAGAACUCGUCCGGAGGAUAAUCGCUUACGUCCUCGAUCAGUGCUAUUGCGACAAUAUCCAUCAUCAUGAUCUCGACCACAACGAAAUCGGAGAAUUUGCACAGAAACCAAGGCCGCAUCUAGCUGACAAAAGCCCCUAUGACAUGGAAAGUCGGCAGUUCCCUUCCACCACUCCCACCGACGAAGAUGAGAUGGUUGCUCCAGUAUCAUGGCCAGAUGGUCUCCCAUCCAAUCCCUUGUUACCAUUCUCCUUGAUCAAUCACACCUUUCGAAGAUGUGCUCAGGAGAAGCUUUUCAAUAACGUUGGCUUAAGAAAUCAACAGCAGGCGAAUCUAUUCUUCCAGGCGCUCAGUGGACCAACUCCUGAGGGUGGUUCAGAACUUCCACGUGGCUCGAUAGGCAAUCACGAGGAGCAUAACUCCCGGACGAGCGACGUCCGGGUCGUCUCACCUUCUGCGAUUGCCACUCCCUCUUCUAGCCAUUUGGCUCUAUAUGUUCGCUCCUUACAAUUUACGUGGACUGCCCCCUGCUCGAUGGAACAAGGCGGCUCCCUGAUCUGUGAGAUCGUCCGAAGCUGUCCAUUGAUUGAAAAUAUCGCCAUCAGCCCCACUUUCUUGAUGUGCUGCAAGGAACCAAUCCUAGAGGCGCUUGCGAGUCGCCAGCGGAUCAAAGAAUUUGUCGUCCUUGGAAGACGCUUCGAGAGGGAGACCACUGACACCACCGUAUUUAAGUGGCUUGUCGACGAAUUGCCCCGCCGAUUGUUCUCCAAAUGGGAUUUACUUGAGUCCAUAGAAUUCUUUGGACUCUCUCGUCAGUCGUUCGAGAUCACCGAGACCAUACCUCAACCAAUACCCGUUAUGAAUCAUAAACUCAAAGUAAUCAUCUUGAACGAUCCUGAUUUGGACGAGAGAACGCUCUCCUGGAUGUUGAAGGGCUCUAUGGAAAGCCUGCGGACGUUCAAGAUCGUCAAUCCAAACUCGAGGCUUGAUCGGCGCGGUUUAUACCGAAUCCUGACAGAGUGCACUAGCCCAGAUCUCGAAUCUUUGGCACUCGAAGUGGACUGGUCUUGGAACAUGAUUAAAAGGAGCGCCGAAGGUUCUGACGACCCAGCCCUAAACUCGGCCCUGAUGGAUCUCGUCUUCAAAUCUUCUUCCGCCUUGAGGAAGCUCAAAACCUUGUCCAUCACCGGUACUCUAGUCGGCUCCGAAUCCUUGAAGUUCCUCCCACAGUCCCUAGUGAAGCUUGCCUGGGAUGAAUGUUGGGAACUGCCGUCUGGUGCACUCGUGAAGGUACUCUCAAGUGACUACCAAUCAGAGUCGCCCGGUGAACUUGAUACAAAUUCACAAUGGUUACCCAAUUUAAAAUGCCUCUCAGUCCGUGAUGAUAAUAAGUGGCACUGCAGAGAUCGAAAAGCAGUCGAGGAGGCGUUGAAAGCGCGAGGGGUGUGCUUUCAUCCUAUAUGCGGGCGAAGCUAUGGCUCACAGUUUGAUGAUGACGGACCGAUAGUAGACCCGAUGAGGAACAUAAUGGCGAGCCAGUAUUGGUAG